GCGGUAAUUAUCAGCGAAGAAACUCAAACAGGAGCGACGCAAUAUGACACAAAGGUCUCUCAGCUUGCACGAGCGCCUCGGCCUCUCUAUCGCGCAAAGCGGCGAGCCGUCCACCGUGGUCAUGACGGGUUAUCUUUCCUGCUCGCCCUCAGCAGCGCUUGCAUUCAUUCAGCCGCGAGUGGGAGACAUGUUGCAGCGAUUUCCCCUCCUCAGCUGUGCGGCCAAUGCGAUUCUGACACGGAAACCUGAGUUCAAGAAAAGUGCGCAGGUCAUAUCACCCAUCGACAUUUUCAAAAUCAUCAGCGAGCCAGCUCAUAAUGCCACGGACGCUACGAAAUGGGCACUUGCGAUGGGCAAGACGUUCAAUGUCACCGUUGCUCCACUCUGGAGCGUCGGAAUUCUACCUUCUUCCACAUCGAAGGAUGACUGUUUCGUCGCUUUAGCAAUCAAUCACAUCAUCAGCGAUGGCCGUAGCACCCUACAGCUCUUUGCUUCCCUCUUCACAGAUCUUCCCGGAAAGAUGAGCGUGGACAACAGCGAUCGGCUCCCUCCGCGUUGCGAGGACACAAUCUCUCACAGGCCCCGCCUGCCGCUUCUGAUGCGCACCCUAAUCGAUGAGUUGUUGAUUCCAAAGCUGCCGCGCGCUCUGGGUCGCAUCCUCACCAAACGGCCAGCCUGGCCUGCCCACAGGCCCCUCGCAAAGCAGCCAAUCGACUGCCCUGAAGACGUCAUCGUCAUCGAAUGCGACGAAGGUACUGUCGACGGUUUGAAAGCGCUCGCAGCGAAGGUCGGCACCCGAACCAUCCAUGCCCCGCUGCAUACUGCCUGUGUUGCGGCGCUUCUGAUCGUCAUCGAGGCCGACGAAGAUGGGAGUGCGAAUGGAAAGCAGAACGACAGGGGACCAGAGAUCCUGACAGGGACGCCCAUGUCUCUUCGCGACCCUGCACUUGGACAUCCAAUCAUGACAGGCAACUACGUCGCCAGCGCCAAUUGGCACAAGUCCAGUCGCUCGAUCUGCUCGACAAAGGUGUACUACCUGACUCGCAAGUACCACCACCUGGUGAAUCCCGCGGAUCGGCGCGGUGCAGCAGGUUACAUGGGUUUGCUUGCGUUCAUCCCCGAUUCGAAGAGGAACAUCAAGAAGCGCAGGUUCCAUGACCGCAUCUUCACACGCAAUGCAGCAAAUGGACUGGUCAAACCUAGUCCGACGGGGUGGGAGGACUUUGUGCGCGACAAGGCACGCUCGAACAGUCCUUACCUCGAUAGCCUAUGUCUCAGCAAUCUCGGCCUGCUGCCCGCGCAGACAGACGUCCUGCGGCAGGUCUGGUUCGCGCAGUCGGCUGUUGCAGCAGGCUGGAGCGCCGGUAUGAUGGUCAGCGUCGUCGGGCUCAAAGUGACGCACGAAGACCCAGCGCUGGCAGGGACGAAAAGCACUGCCGUAAGAGGCUCUUGCGCAGCGGAUGAGGACUCUGUCAUGACUAAGACGGGCGAAAUGACGCAUGUGACGGCGAAGGCGACAGGACACACCACAACGAAGAUCGGCCUCACUGUCUCAUGGCGGGAUGGAGCGGUGACGGGAGCCGAGAGUCACCUUUUCUCUGCAGCGCUCUCCGCUGCCCUGCUCUGCCUUGCGACUCAAGAUGUCUGUGAGAAGUCAAUCACAGAGGAAACUACCUUUGCAGAACUGUGCGAACGUGUCAAGCAGGCCUUGGCGGUGCGCGGAAAGUAAUGGGCUACCCAGGGUAGUGCACCGAUUGACGAGAGCAAUAACUGCCAGAGCUGGGCGAUAUGGAUGCUGCCCAUCACCACAUACUUUUCAUAUCGUCGAUAAUUAAAAACAAUUUUUUCUUGGUAGUAUCA
Messenger RNA from Tilletiaria anomala UBC 951, 1860 nucleotides. RefSeq lists its product as uncharacterized. Bases 44 to 1729 code for a protein of 561 amino acids. The record is from RefSeq and is a predicted model, not a curated record. NCBI's taxonomy places the organism in Eukaryota, Fungi, Basidiomycota, Exobasidiomycetes, Georgefischeriales, Tilletiariaceae. The transcript is spliced from 2 exons.